ACUGCCAUUCUAUGACAAAUGCUAUUGAUAUCAUCUAGUAUAAUUUCUCAAAUAUCAAAUUGAUGAGAUACCCAGAGCUUCAUUCGGUUCCUAGAUCAACUGGUCCAUGAUAAAACAGCCUCCUAUUUGUUUCUGUGGGCCUGUAGGCCCAUUGUUUAACACACUAGCAUUGCGUACAUUAGCAGCGCAACUUAGCAACAUCACGUCAUAGCCCCCGCCCCCUCCCCCCCCUUAAAAAAGAAAAAAGAAAAAAGAAAAAAGAAAAACCGCCAAAGCUCACACUUUCUAAUCACUCAAUCAAUUGCUUCAUGCAGAGACACGAUUCAAUUCUCCGAUUACAGUCGGCCAGUUAUCUCAUUAAAUUCUUUCCUUUACUUUAUAACACUUCCCUAUUUUUCAAUACCAACUCAUAAACCCUAAAUAAGAGUAAUUGAGGUUUUUUAAGUCUCUUUAAAAAUGGAGAAUAUGCAGUACGCAGAGGAAUUGGUGAGGGAAUUUCUAGUAUUUAGAGGCUUUACAAACACUCUACAAGCUUUCGACAUUGAAUUAUCAACAGAUAUUGGUAAAGGGUUUCAAGUUGAUAAAUUGUUAGACUUGAUCUUCUCUAAUUACAUUCCCAAAUUACAAGCAGAUAAACUGGUCUCUCUUCUUUAUUUCUUUAAGCAAUGUUUUUCUUCUUCAUUAUCUGAGACUGCACUUGUUUCUACUUUGUCCAAAUUGGAAGUUUCUCUUCUCCGUUAUUACAUUGUUUAUGCAAUCCAAUCAGGAAGGAAAGACAAAGUUGUUGAAUUUUUUGGAAUUAAUGGUAAUGAUUUGCUUCAAAAGAAUGCUGAUUGGACUCCUUGGUUUGCUAUUCCUUAUUUGAAAAACCCUAGCUUGGAUCCUCAGUUUCGUGUUUAUUUCUCGAAAGAGUGGUGUGAAGCAUUGCGCCUUUCUGUUAUGAAUUUUCUCAGUGAGAUCUUCAAUGGUACUCGCAUCCCUGCCCUGUUGAAGAUCAGUUCAGAAAAGAACACAAUUAACCAUCUUAAGAAGGAUAUCAAGCAACUUAAUGUAAAGUUAUCACAGCUUCAAGCUUUAUUAGAGGAUAAAGAGGCUCAGUUAUGCCGAUUAAGGAGUAAUGCUAGAAAUGCUGCAUUGAUAUCGGAUACCCAUGUGGGACAAGCCAGCAAUUCGAUUCCAUCAAGUGCUGUGCUUGAAGAAAAUCUUAUUAGGCCUGUGGAAGCACAAGUUUCUACUACCCAAAACAUGGGUGCAGUAGAUCGAGCUGAUGAAAGGGCUGUUGGUCUACCUGCCAAAGAUUUAUCACUGUCUGGCGCAUCUAAGGAUGCGAGAGACUCAAGUUCUAUAGCAAGAAUAGACAGGGAAGAUGGUAAAACUAGUGGUACCAUUCAAACGGUCCAUGGUGGCCCUUUUAGUGAUAAUGGCACGGAAACACUGGGUGAAGAAGAAUUCCCUGAAGUGAAGGUAGACUUCCAGGAGACAUUUUUAGGUCACACAAGUCCGAUAAGUCGAUGCCGGUUUUCUGCAUCUGGGAACAAUAUAGCUAGCGCUUCUGUUGAUGGAACAGUCAGGAUAUGGACAUAUGACUCAUCAACUCCAACAUCGAGAAAUGCAACCAUAUAUUGUGGGGCAGAGAUUAUGUCUCUUGAUUGGGAGUGUAAAUCUGAUCGGUUGCUUCUCAUAGGCACUGCUGAUGGUGGUAUCAAAGCGUGGAAUGUUGAUGCAAAACGAGUUGUAUGUGAUCUCAAUACAAGUGAGGCUUUCCCAAGUGUGUUAGAUCUAAAGUGCAGCCCUGUAGAACCAGUUUUUGUUUCUGCAGCAGCAUCCAGAAGGCAUGGCUCAAGCUACCUUGACAGUUUGAGAUAUGCUUCCUUAACUGUAUGGAACAUGAAGACCUGGAGAGCUAUAACAGUUCUUCCUCUUGGUGAAGAUCCACCUGCAAUAACUUCCUUGUGCUUCAAUCACAAUGGGAAGAUCUUAGCAGCUGCCGCUACUGAUGGAAUGAUCCACAUGUUUGACAUGUCUGCCGGUCUACAAAUCACUGGGUGGCCUGCACAUGAUUCUGCUAUAAAUUCUAUUCUUUUUGGGCCAGAUGAGACUAGCAUUUUCAGCUUGGGUUCAGAUGGGAAGAUUUUUGAAUGGAGCUUGCAGAACCAAGGUCAUGUCCUUUGGUCAAGGAGCUGUAGCAGGUUUUGUGACCCUGAGACCUCAAAACAUUGUAGACAUGAAAUGGCUAUGGAUGCAAAUGGGAGGAGGUUAUUGGUAACAUCUGCUGCAGUAAGAGCACCCAUUUAUCAGGUCCGAGGAUAUACAAAUGGUUUGAGAACUCUUCCGCACAGUGCAGCUGUAACAACUGUGGAUUGGCACCCAACUUUACCCAUUUUCUUGACUGGCUCUGCUGAUAACUCAGUUCGAGUAUCAUCAUUGUCAUGACAAUGCCUGCUUUAAUGAGUUUUUCUUUUCCUUUCCUUUCCUUUUUGGUUGACAAUUUUUUGGUUAGUUAGGGUUCUAGAGUUAAAAUGGAAGGUGUGAAAAUUCUUUUGAAUAUAAACAUGGGUGUUGAAGCAGAAUAUAGUUCGAGGGAGUCGAGGGUGGGUUCAUAUGUUGUAAUUUAAAUCAAAUGUUUGUAUUUGAACAAUCAUGUUAUAGCAGUCAGUUACAUUA
Ricinus communis (castor bean) is the source of this 2664-nucleotide messenger RNA. Its product is annotated as WD repeat-containing protein 91 homolog. The transcript has 15 exons. Lineage: Eukaryota; Viridiplantae; Streptophyta; Magnoliopsida; Malpighiales; Euphorbiaceae. Gene Ontology annotation, molecular function: protein binding. The record is from RefSeq and is a predicted model, not a curated record. Bases 457 to 2433 code for a protein of 658 amino acids.